AUGAGACGUUCCAAGAGUGACCCUGCGAAAUAUGCUCGAAACUACAGAAAGAUUUCGCAGCGGCGAAUGACUCAGUAUGAUCACAUUGAUGAGGAAUCCGAAAUGACAAGGCUGAGGUCAAUCCUUCGAAAUUCUGAAAAGACAACGGAUUUGGUCGAACAAGCGGAAGAAGAGACUUCCUCUUCGCAAGGCAAACGCAAGCGAAAAUCCAACAAGCUGACCAAAGCUGACGAACCAGAAGAUAUGCAAUCGUCGAUAUUGUCCAAUGAUCUUUUGCUGGAAUCUGGAGACUAUGGGGCCGAAAAUCCACUAGUUGUUCUGCCAAAGAAGAAAAAGAAGAAAAAAGAGUCGAAAAAGAUUAUUCAACUGACACCAGAAGAAAUUCGGGAAGCCAAGAUUCUUCAAAAGAAGACUGCAAGAAAGCUACAACAACUGGAAACUAGAGCUGCCCAAAAGAUAAAACGAGCUGAGUUGUAUAAAACGUUGCAAGAGCAUCAAUUGUCGAAAGAAAAGCUUGAUAUGUUGUCGUCAUCUGGUACUGUCUCUCGAAAGAAUGUCAGCACCAAGAAGCAGACUUUACAGCAUCUAAUAAAGAGGGAACGUGCUGGGCUUGUUCUAAACGAAAAAGAAAAAUCGAUUCUUUACAAGACCAAAGAUGUGGACGAAGAUGACAUGGAAAUGGAUUCCAACACACUAGAGCAAGCGGCAGCAGCUACCACGACCACCAAACCGAGAAAUAAAAAAUCCAAGACGCAAGAGCGCAAAUUCAGAGGAUUGGAUGGAGUACCUGCUGCCAAUGAGCUGGAACCAGAAAAUGACAAGAUUGACGAUCCAGUUGAUGAAGUCAUUUCAACUGAAGAAGCAGUUGAUGAUCCAAAUAAAGAAUCAAAAGAAGGAUCGAAAGAUGUCACAAAGGAGGAAGAAGAUAAGGCUGCAAAGGAAGCAGAUGCUCCAUCUAUUGGGUUUAAUUUUGCAGCACAAAUGAUGGCAUCAUUGUCGAAGCUAAAGGCAGAAAACGACAACAACCCAGCAGAGGAAGCAGAGCCAAAUGAUCUUGACACACUUGCAAAUUCUGCCGAACCUUCAAAGAGAUAUGUCGUAUCAGAACCAACAGUGCUCAAAACAGCUGCGGCAAUGAGAAUCAAGGGAUCAAGCAUGGAAUCCAAACGUCGGGUAGUACAAAUCAAGAGACCAAGCUCGGUGGAGAAAGCUCGAUACGACUUGCCAGUUUCUACUAUGGAGUAUGAGAUCAUGGAUUCCAUUCGAAAUAAUGAUGUCACUAUCGUUUGUGGAGAGACAGGUAGUGGAAAGAGUACACAAGUCCCUCAAUUUCUGUACGAAGGCGGACUAUGCUUGAAUCCGAAUGAUCCAGAUUCACAAUAUUUGAUUGGCGUCACACAGCCACGAAGAGUAGCUGCUGUUUCUACUGCAAAACGUGUCUGCUAUGAAGUAGGAAAAGGAGACGGGCAAACGAUCAAGAACCAAGGCAAACGUGGAAAUUUGGUCAGCUACAAGACGAGAUACGAGAGCGCUGGCGCUGGUUCAGACACUGCUAUCCAGUUUAUGACCGAUGGUAUUCUCCUUCAAGAGAUUCAAGAGGACUUGUUGCUGCGCAAAUACUCUGUCAUCGUGCUUGAUGAGGCCCAUGAACGCAAUUUGAACACUGAUGUUCUCAUUGGUCUUCUGUCCAAGACAAUCCCUCUUCGACGACAGGCAGCAGAAGAGAGUUCCGACCUAGUUCCACUCAAGCUUGUAUUAAUGAGUGCCACUCUUAGAGUGGAAGACUUCACAAAAAACGUGAGCCUCUUUCCGAGCUGUAAACCAUUCGUUGUGAAGGUGCCAGGAAGAACAUUCCCCGUGUCGAUUCACCACAGCAAAGUGACGGAGAUUGACGAUUAUCAAAACGCUGCGUUCAAGAAAAUUUGUAAGAUCCAUCGUAAGCUUCCACAGGGAGGAAUCCUUGUGUUUCUGACCGGAAAACACGAGAUUCUUCGCAUGGUGAAGCGUCUCAGGAAGGUACUUGGGUCUUCUACUGACAUCCAGGGGAAGACAAAUAGCAAUCGUGCCGAAGUUGACAAAUCAAUACUAAAGAGUAACAAUGAGGGCAUUCCGCGAGAACUUGAUGACGAAGAUUUUGACGCAGACGAGGGUGCAGCGGAUGAUUAUGAUGAAUAUGCAAAUGAUGAAGAGGAUGUUGUUGCUCCUGUGGAAAGCGACGAUGAUAAUAUCCCGAAGAAUGCCUAUGUCUUGCCUCUGUAUUCUCUUCUUUCACCAGAAGAACAAGCUAAGAUAUUCGCACCAGUACCGGAAAACAACAGGCUGAUCGUGAUUUCGACAAACAUUGCGGAAACGAGUAUUACUAUUCCUGGCAUCUCGUACGUAGUCGACACGGGACGACAAAAAUGCAGAAACUAUAGUUCUGGUACUGGCAUUGCUUCCUAUGAAGUUAUGUGGAUUAGCAAAGCAGCUGCCGAUCAGCGAGCGGGUCGUGCUGGACGUACUGGACCAGGACAUUGCUAUCGUUUGUAUUCAAGCAGCCUUUAUUCACGCCACAUGGACUCGUUUGCAUUGCCCGAAAUCUUGACUCGGCCACUUGAGGAUGUUAUUCUUGCGAUGAAAGCUCUGAAUGUAUCACACGUCUCCAAUUUCCCAUUCCCCACACCACCAGAUCGGUCACAAGUCAAUGGUGCAUUGAAACUUUUAUCAGGUUUGGGGUGCGUGGAUAUGUCGGAUGUUGAAACAGUAGGUGGUGAUGGCAAUGUGACAAAACUUGGUCAAGCGGUAGCAAAACUUCCGCUUGGUGUUCGAUAUGCAAAAAUGCUGCUCGUCGCAGCACACGCUGGCGUUUUGGACUAUGCGAUCGUCGUUGUUUCGAUUCUCUCGGAAUCAAGUCCGUUUUACCAUGCUUCUCAAGAGGAAGACAAGGAUGAAGACGGCGAAGAGGAUGGGGAUGACGAUUCUUUAGAUGAUGUUGAUAGACAUCAUGAAGAAAAGCAGGCCCUUUCAAAGAAGAGAGAAAAAUUGCGUCGCUGGAAUCACAAGCAUGGUGACAUCAUGGCAGCAAUGCUUGCAGUUGGAGCAUUCACAUAUGCUGGUCGUGAUGCAGGGGGGCAGUCAGAGAAACUUGCCUGCAAGAGAUUUUGCGAAGAAAAUGGAUUGGACUAUGUGAUCAUGACUCGAAUUCAGAAGAUGCGGGCCCAUUUGGCAAGUCUUGCAAAGAAUCGAUUGAGCGCUGCUGGUGGUGUAGCGGCAAGAACUGGCGGUUUCGUAUCCAAGAUGAAGCCGCCGAGCAAGAACGAAGAACUGUUUUUGGUGCAAUCCAUCGUCUCUGGUCUGCUUGAUAAUGUUGCGUUGCUGGCACCUCCAGGAUCAAUGUCUGGAGAGCAUAAAUUUGGAUUGAGAUCUGCCUAUCUGUCGUCUUCUGCAGCCAUCAAGCAACCAAUGUUCAUCGAUCGGAACAGCACGGUAUACUCUCGAGACUACCGACAGUUGCCUCAGUUCGUCUGCUACGACUCCCUCAUUAGCAAGACUAAUAAGGAUGGCACUCCAGUAGUGCUGAUGAAGAAUGUCACGCCUCUUGAUUCGAAUUGGUUGGGCGAUCUUGCGAAAGGGAGCAAUCUUCUUUCUCUAGGCGAACCACUUUCAUCGCCACCGCCUACCUAUGAUGCUGGCAAGGAUGCUAUUAUUUGUUCUGUUGUGACCAAAUUUGGUUCUCGCGGUUGGGAGAUUCCACCGGCCAAGAGAGUCAUGUCGGAGGUCUUGAGUCGAACGGAAGUCAGACGAGGAGCAGAUUUCCUUGCCGAUGAUAGCUUCCGUUGGUUUGCAAAGUUUUUGCUAGAAGGAAAAGUGAUUCCACAGCUGGAGCCUCUGAAGGAUCUCUUCAGCGAUAAUCCGGUUGUAAUCACCCAAAGGAGACCAAUGGUCAAAGUGACUAUGCUAGUCAAAGCUCUGACUGAAGCACGAGUGGAUAGUGCAUUCGCCCUGAAGCAGCAUUGGGCGGAAAAGGACGAUAAGUUUCUUUUCAAGGCCUUAAAGCAUUGGGUAAAGAAAGAGCACCAUUCCACUGCAAAGUCGAUUUGGAUCAAGACAGUGAAGACAAGUAUCAAAUCUUGGAAGUCAGAAUCAUAA
This is a messenger RNA of Cylindrotheca closterium, 4128 nucleotides long. The record is from the annotation of a GenBank genome assembly. Lineage: Eukaryota; Bacillariophyta; Bacillariophyceae; Bacillariales; Bacillariaceae.